Lotus japonicus is the source of this 2559-nucleotide messenger RNA. RefSeq lists its product as uncharacterized. Lineage: Eukaryota; Viridiplantae; Streptophyta; Magnoliopsida; Fabales; Fabaceae. The record is from RefSeq and is a predicted model, not a curated record. Bases 1 to 2559 code for a protein of 852 amino acids. The transcript has a single exon.
AUGGAGGAAGAAAGCCGUAGAAUUCCUAGCAAGAACAAGAAACCGCACGUCGCCGGCGAUUUACCGCCCGCAGCCGGAGCAUCCAGAGAGCCUGUCCACGAGAACACUCCCUGGGAUGCCGUACCAGCCCACGAAUCUCAGGCGUCGGAGAAGAAAGGACAGGUCACCGGAUGUUCACCACCCGACGCCGCCGCCGGAGCAUUCACAGAGCCUCUCAACAAGAACGCUCCCGCCGACGCCGUGCUACCCCAGGAAUCUAAGGUGUCCGAGAAGCAAGGACCGCAGGUCGCCGGAUGUCCAGACGCCGUGCUAUCCCAGAAAUCUCAAGCGUCGGAGAAGAAAGGACAGACGCAGGUCGCCGGAUGUUCACCACCCGACGCCGCCGCUGGAGCAUCCACUGACGCCGCCGCCGGAGCAUCCACAGAUCCUCUCCAUGGGAACGCUCUUCCCGACGCCGUGCUAUCCCAGAAAUCUCAGGAGUCGGAGAAGAAAGUACAGGCCGCCGCUGGAGCAUCCACAUUCACCGUAUGUUCACCAUCCGACGCUGCCGCCGGAGCAUUCACAGAGCCUCUCCACAAGAACGCUCCUGCCGACACCGCGCUUGCCCAGGAAUCAAAGGCGUCGGAGAAGAAAGGACAGGUCGCCCGAUGUUCACCACCCGACGCUGCCGCCGGAGCAUUCGCAGAGCCUCUCAACAAGAACGCUCUCGCCGACGCCGUGCUACCCCAGGAAUCUAAGGUGUCCGAGAAGCAAGGACCGCAGGUCGCCGGAUGUCCAGACGCCGUGCUAUCCCAGAAAUCUCAGGCGUCGGAGAAGAAAGGACAGACGCAGGUCGCCGGAUGUUCACCACCUGACGCCGCCGCUGGAGCAUCCACAGUCACCGUAUGUUCACCACCUGACGCCGCCGUCGGAGCAUCCACAGAUCCUCUCCAUGGGAACGCUCUUCCCGACGCCGUGCUAUCCCAGAAAUCUCAGGAGUCGGAGAAGAAAGUACAGGCCGCCACUGGAGCAUCCACAGUCACCGAAUGUUCACCAUCCGACGCUGCCGCCGGAGCAUUCAUAGAGCCUCUCCACAAGAACGCUCCCGCCGACGCCGCGCUAGCCCAGGAAUCAAAGGCGUCGGAGAAGAAAGGACAGUUCGCCAGAUGUUCACCACCCGACGCCGCCGCCGGAGCAUUCACAGAGCCUCUCAACAAGAACGCUCCCGCCGACGCCGUGCUACCCCAGGAAUCUAAGGUGUCCGAGAAGCAAGGACCGCAGGUCGCCGGAUGUCCAGACGCCGUGCUAUCCCAGAAAUCUCAGGCGUCGGAGAAGAAAGGACAGACGCAAGUCACCGGAUGUUCACCACCCGACGUCGCCGCUGGAGCAUCCACAGUCACCGUAUGUUCACCACCUGACGCCGCCGCCGGAGCAUCCACAGAUCCUCUCCAUGGGAACGCUCUUCCCGACGCCGUGCUAUCCCAGAAAUCUCAGGAGUCGGAGAAGAAAGUACAAGCCGCCGCUGGAGCAUCCACAGUCACCGUAUGUUCCCCAUCCGACGCUGCCGCCGGAGCAUUCACAGUGCCUCUCCACAAGAACGCUCCCGCCGACGCCGCGCUAGCCCAGGAAUCAAAGGCGUCGAAGAAGAAAGGACAGGUCGCCAGAUGUUCACCACCCGACGCCGCCGCCGGAGCAUUCACAGAGCCUCUCAACAAGAACGCUCCCGCCGACGCCGUGCUACCCCAGGAAUCUAAGGUGUCCGAGAAGCAAGGACCGCAGGUCGCCGGAUGUCCAGACGCCGUGCUAUCCCAGAAAUCUCAGGCGUCGGAGAAGAAAGGACAGACGCAGGUCGCCGGAUGUUCACCACCCGACGCCGCCGCUGGAGCAUCCACAGUCACCGUAUGUUCACCACCUGACGCCGCCGCCGGAGCAUCCACAGAUCCUCUCCAUGGGAACGCUCUUCCCGACGCCGUGCUAUCCCAGAAAUCUCAGGAGUGGGAGAGGAAAGUACAGGCCGCCGCUGGAGCAUCCACAGUCACCGUAUGUUCACCAUCCGACGCUGCCGCCGGAGCAUUCACAGAGCCUCUCCACAAGAACGUUCCCGCCGACGCCGCGCUAGCCCAGGAAUCAAAGGCGUCAGAGAAGAAAGGACAGGUCGCCAGAUGUUCACCACCCGACGCCGCCGCCGGAGCAUUCACAAAGCCUCUCAACAAGAACGCUCCCGCCGACGUCGUGCUACCCCAGGAAUCUAAGGUGUCCGAGAAGCAAGGACCGCAGGUCGCCGGAUGUCCACACGCCGUGCUAUCCCAGAAAUCUCAGGCGUCGGAGAAGAAAGGACAGACGCAGGUCGCCGAAUGUUCACCACCCGACGUCGCCGCUGGAGCAUCCACAGUCACCGUAUGUUCACCACCUGACGCCGCCGCCGGAGCAUCCACAGAUCCUCUCCAUGGGAACGCUCUUCCCGACGCUGUGCUAUCCCAGAAAUCUCAGGAGUCGGAGAAGAAAGUACAGGCCGCCGCUGGAGCAUCCACAAUCACCGUAUGUUCACCAUCCGACGCUGCCGCAGGAGCAUUCACAUAG